ACUGGGAACGCUGAGUUGUUAAGAUGGCACCGAAUGCAGCAGAGCUGAAAGUGAAACCCGCAUCGGAUUCGACCGGCAUUAAUGCCAUACUGCUGGGACCUCCCGGUUCCGGAAAAGGAACACAGGCGCCACUAUUAAAGGAAAAAUAUUGCGUAUGUCACCUUUCGACCGGGGAUAUGCUUCGAGCAGAAAUAGCGUCCGGUUCGAAGCUGGGCGCGCAGCUCAAAAAGGUGAUGGAUGAGGGCAAGUUGGUAUCCGAUGAGCUAGUGGUGGAUAUGAUCGAUUCCAACCUGGACAAGCCGGAAUGUCGCAAUGGUUUUCUGUUGGACGGUUUCCCACGUACGGUAGUACAGGCGGAGAAAUUGGAUAAUCUGCUUGAAAAACGCAACACCGGCCUGGACGCAGUAAUUGAGUUCGGCAUCGAUGAUAGUCUGCUGGUGCGUCGUAUUACCGGACGCCUGAUCCAUCAGGCAAGCGGACGGUCUUACCAUGAGGAAUUUGCGCCACCCAAGGUGCCUAUGCGCGACGACGAAACGGGAGAGCCUUUGAUGCGCCGCAGUGAUGACAACGCGCAGGCACUGGUGAAACGUCUUGAAUCGUAUCACCGACAAACCAAGCCUCUGGCCGAUUACUAUGCGUUGCGAGGAUUGCAUUUCCGCGUGGAUGCCGCAAAAAGUGCAUCUGACGUGUUUGCUAAUAUCGACAGCAUCUUUACCAAACAGCGUGCUCAUCGAUUAGGAUUCUAAUGAUUCCCAGACCGGUAUCUCCUUCAUACCACAUUCGACUGGAAACACACGACAACGGAUAAUGACACCCGGAUAACGCAACCAGCUAACUACCUGUGACUUCUUUUUACGUUACUUUUAAAUUAACCACACGUGCGUCACUGAUCGACGUGCGCUCGGCAUUUCCCACCAUUGUGUCCCAAUCCUAUAUCUGCAACACUGGUAGUAAGAAUUUAAAGUUGUUCAAAAAUAAGCAAAUAAAAAGUGGAUCAUUUUGGAAUCUUGUUGCUGAUGGUUGUACAGUAAUGCGAAAA
Molecule: messenger RNA, 1039 nt
Organism: Anopheles gambiae (African malaria mosquito)
Lineage: Eukaryota; Metazoa; Arthropoda; Insecta; Diptera; Culicidae
Gene: Ak2
Product: adenylate kinase
Exons: 2
Coding region: 24-746 (240 amino acids)
Biological process (GO): ADP biosynthetic process
Cellular component (GO): mitochondrion; cytoplasm
Molecular function (GO): AMP kinase activity; ATP binding
Source: RefSeq, a predicted model, not a curated record